AUGGAUGCAAAGCUCACAAAGGUUGACAAGAACGAACUGUUGUCAAUAGUCAAUCCACAUUACGAGAACGUUAAAGCCAAGUACCCCCACCUAGCGCAAGUCAACUUGACCGACAAUGACAAGAAAGACCAACUACCCAUUCAUGUUAUUCUAAGCGUGGGUGACUAUGCGAGAAUUAAGACCAACCGACCACCAGUGGUAGGUGAAGCGGGAGAACCUGUUGCUGAAUACACCAAACUGGGGUGGUUCAUCAUGUCACCCGGAAAUGAAAUCGACCGGCAAACCAUGUUUCUUACCCAGACCAGCCACGUAGAUUACGAGGAACUGUGUCGUCUCGAUGUAUUGGGGCUCAAAGAUUCCACAGAACACGAUCAAGACAUGGUACAUGCAGAGUUCAAGGAACAAUUGCAACGAUCAGCUGAAGGAUGGUACGAGACAGGAUUGCCCUGGCGGAGCAAUCAUCCCCAUCUGCCGGCCAACAAAUACGGAAGUCUCCAUCGUCUGAGUAGUCUAACAAAGAAGUUGCAACAAGAUGGGCACAUCGAAGAAUACGACGCGGUCAUUAGAGCACAACUCCAAGAAGGCAUUGUGGAAGAGGCACCUACAACAGUUACUGGUAAAGAGUUCUACAUCCCUCAUAAGGGCGUGGUCAAGGAGUCAUCAGAGACAACCAAAUUGCGAGUCGUGUACGACACUUCAGCGAAGCAAGACCCAUCAUCGCCUUCCCUAAAUGAUUGUCUAUAUCCUGGUCCACCCCUCCAGAAUAAGCUAUGGGAUGUAUUGGUACAGCAAAGAGCGUUCCCAGUGAUGGUCUCUAGUGAUAUCCGUCAAGCCUUCCUGCAAAUCCGAAUCAAAGCAGCUGAGAGAGACGUGCUGCGGUUUCAUUGGCGUCGAGAUGAUCUGUCACCAUUGGAGACCUUACGGUUUACGAGAGUCGUAUUUGGUCUUGUACCGUCACCAUAUUUACUUCAUGGUGUAAUCGAGACUCAUUUAGACACUUGGUCCAAAACUUAUCCUGAAGAAGUCGAGCAUCUACGUCGAAGCAUGUACGUAGACGAUCAACUAAGCGGCGGUUCGACAGUGGAGCAAGCUAAGAUACGCAAAGAAAUUUCCCGAGAAAUUUUACAGGACGCUACAUUUGAACUUCAUAAGUGGAGCUCCAAUGUACCGCAGUUGGAAGUUGAAGAGGUUCAUCAAGUAUCUGAACUUUCCGACGAACAAUCUUAUGCAAAGACACAGCUGAUGGUGAAACCCAAAGAAUCGAAAGUGCUCGGUCUGAAAUGGAACAAACAAAGUGACACGUUAAAGAUUUCAUUCCCAAGCGAAGAAGUACCGGUGACGAAGCGAGGCAUCUUACGUAAACUGGCAAAGAUCUAUGACCCUCUAGGGUUGGUUUCACCGCUGAUCCUGGAGGGGAAACUCCUAUUCCGCGACGUGUGUGAUGCAAAACUGCCGUGGGAUGUUGAGAUUAAUGACGAACAGUUGAAACGUUGGCGAACCUGGGAACAAUCCUUACCCAUAGAGGAAGAAGUGCUGAGAUCUGUUGCAAGAUACCAGGAACCAAUUGAUGAGAUUGUAUUACAUUCCUUCGGUGAUGCGUCUACAAAAGGUGUAGGGGCAGCAGUUUACGCAGUGGUUAGACAGCAAUCGGGAACGACACAGCAGUUGGUGGCAGCAAAGAGUCGGCUAGCGAAGAGAAAUUUGUCGGCUCCACGUCUGGAACUGGUCGGGACUCACAUGGCGACAAAUCUUCUAGUGAAUGUUUGUGAAGCACUACCAAAAGAACCGCAACCGUUGAUGUUCGCAUGGCUUGACAGCACAGUGGCCUGGAUAGUUGGAAAUGGGGCCUACAAGCAAUUCGUCGCCAAUCGCGUUGCGAAGAUCCAGGCUCAUCCAUCAAUUCAGUGGCGACAUGUUCCAACAAAGGACAACCCCGCGGACAUUGCUAGCAGAGGCGGUCCGGUAUCUUCAUCGCUGUGGCAGUCGGGCCCAGAAUGGCUCAGUGAUCAAGCAAAGUGGCCAGACAAUCCGGUAACAAAAACAUCACCCGAAUCGGCAGCUGAAACCAAGAUUAAUCGAGACCUCGUAUACGUAGCCAAAUCCGCCGAAACGACAACAGACGAGUUAGACAAACUUCUCAAAAGAAACACGCUGCGUCGAACGCUGAGAGUGCGUGGAUAA
This is a messenger RNA of Dendronephthya gigantea, 2181 nucleotides long. RefSeq lists its product as uncharacterized. The transcript has a single exon. Bases 1 to 2181 code for a protein of 726 amino acids. Lineage: Eukaryota; Metazoa; Cnidaria; Anthozoa; Malacalcyonacea; Nephtheidae. The record is from RefSeq and is a predicted model, not a curated record.